GAAGUCUCUGGUCCUGUGGCAGAGGGCGAGGAAUGGCAGAAAGAAUGUCAGCUCCACUGAGAGCAAAGGUUAACCCUUCUAGGCCUAUGACCUCCUAAUUAAUUUAUCUUUUCACCUGAUUCCCUAUUCACAUUUUCUUACUAUCAUACAACUGUGAUCUUGAUGAGCAGCUGGUCUCUUGUUUUCUUAAUCAGUUCUUUGUUGUCACAGACGUUUUUAACUUACUCUAGCCCAUGAGACUUAUUCAUACCUUCUGUAUGCAGUAGGACCCUUGGUGGGCUGGUCAUCUCAAAAAUAGAAGGUUCAGUAAUCCAAAAGAUUGGACUCCAGUUUACCUCAGGCCAGGAAAGAAGUCAGCCACCAUUAGUAAAAGAGGAAGGGAAAAAUUACAUAGGAAAAACAAGUGCCUUAAUUAGAAGAAAAGAUCCUCAACUUCUAAGGGGUGCACAUCUGCACCCCUCUCUUCUGAGCUUUGUAAAGUGAUGUUGUAUAACUCUAGAUGGUAGUAAAAGGCAGAGCUCUUCCCAGAAAGGUCAAACAUGAUUUUCACUCUUACAUCUGUGAGGUGGAGUGGCAUUAUAGCACACAUUCAGGUGGAAUUAUAACACCAAGGAUAAGAAGACAGAAUCCAUAUAUCACAAUGCCAAAUAGACUCCCUCCUGAACGUAUGGACCCAUUAAAAUUGAGGUUCAACCUGAACUGAGGCCAUUCCACUCCCUUCCCAUCCUCCUGAUUCUUAUGUUUAGUAGGAGUAAAGGAUCAUGGUGCAGCCCCCAAUAUUCUCAUGCCUAGACUUGCCUAUUCACGAAGAAUGAUAUUGGAGAACUGAUGGCUAUAUAGUUACAAUGUAGUAACACAAGCUCCAAGUUGACAUUUGCUCACUGACGUCCAAUUUAAUUGUCUUGUUAUGUUUGAGAAAGGGAGGAUGCCCUACUUAAUAUAUAAAAGGGAAAGAAAUUUAUUAUUUUAUAUAUGCCCUGUAGUUGGUCCCUAUGUUCCCAAGAAAAAGGAGUUUUUAUUGCAAAAAAACAGGAUUAUAGACCAUUGAUUUUGUGAAAUACAUGGAUAUGUAAAUGGAAACAAUGUCAGCUGUCAAGGACUGCACACUAAUCAACUAUUUCUCGGUUUUAUACACUCAGAGGUAUAGAAGAAACAUAUUGGCCUCCACAAAAAGGGAAAAGCUUAAGAAUCGAAAUGUAUGUCACAUGCAUUGUCUCGGGUAGUAGAUUUACUUUUAAGAAAAAACUGCCCCCUCCUUGGCCCCUAGAGAUUUGGGUGCUAAGAAAAAUCUGUUCUCCAAUUCAGGGUUGUAAGCAACCCUCCCCAGCAAAUGCAUUGUUGACUUCUAAUGAAGCAGAGAGACAUAUCUAGCUUUGAAAUAGAGGUUGCCAAAUGGUAUUCCCAGUGACACAUGGGAGACUGGAGGAAAGGGUCCCCACAGAAAUUCAUCAGUGUGGGGAAAGCUGGUUAGUAGGUAGGCCAUAGAAUUUUCCAGUGACAUCAUCAGUAAGACGUUCACUGGACAGUCUAUUGUAUAUAAGAGAUCCCUAGAAUCUUUUGUGAUGUCACCAGUGUUGUGGUGACACCAACUGCCUUUGGGAUAUUACUUCAGUUCCCUUUGGGUUCACAAGCAGGCAUGUUUCGCCAGCUGCUCAGGCUAUUUCGGAAGCAAAGUGUUGAUCAAGGAGAGACCGCACCAGGUCAGAGGGAAGCUGACCCCGUCUCUAGUGAAACAGGAAGGAGGAAAUCAUUCUGGGGAAGGCUUGGUUUUGGUAGGAAGGCAUCAUCCCAAAAUGUCAUCAGUAAGCAAGAGGAGUGUCUAAAGGAACUGGAGGAACUCAAAUUUGAAAUCCAGAAGUGUCAAUUCGAGAGGGAUGAACUUUAUCAAAACCUGGAUCUUUAUAUCUAUGAUGAGUGGGACCACAGGCUGCAUGUCGAAUUGAUAGUCCUUCAAUCUGAACAUGAGAUGAGAAUGAUGGCUAUGCAAAUGAUGACCAACUCAAUAAGUGAUGCCAUGGAGAGGUAUAAGGAGCUCAUACAAGUGAACAGUUCCUACCGCAUCAGGCAAUCCCAGCUCCUGCGUGAACAAGCUCAAUUGAAGAACAAUAUACAGAUUUUGCUGAAUGAGAAGAGAAAACUGCUGGUGGAGCAGACUGAACUGCCAGCAUCCUCUGUGGAGACAAAGAGGUUCUGUGAAGAGGCCGGAAUGAACAUCUGUGACCCCAGAGCCAAGCAACAGCAGGUCUGAAAUUCUCCAGCAGAAACUCAAACAUGACACAGACCAGGACAAGAUCUCCCUUGGAGAGAAGUGCUACAGGAGGAGAACUAAGUGUGCACAGCAAAUACACCACUAUUGCGUCUCAUCUGUAAUGUCCAUAGCCAUUGUGGACUGCAUUUUCCUCCUUUAGUUUGAUUUCUUUGGAUUGAAUACGCUGUAUUUUCACCUUGCCUCUCUCCAGCAAGUGUACACUUUUUGAGGGACUCAGAGAAGUGCUGAUGCACAUCAAUCAAGGGCUGCUGGUCAUCCAGAAAGACUGUGCACGUGAAAAUUUGUACUUGUCCUGAUGGGUCAUCCAGAAGAGUUUCAUGGAGAUCAGUUCACAAUAUUGGAAAGACUAUGAAACAAAGUCUUUAAUAUCAUUUAUACUCAGUAGUGGUAGGCGUUUUCCUUAAUACCCCCACUCCAACAAAACAGACCUACUUCCACUCCUCUUUAAAAUAUUAUUACCAUCACUAACUGCUUGUCUUCUAUGUCUCCAAGGCAAGCCACAGGCUAUAAGUCUAUUCUGCAAAACGAGCAGCAAAAAAUGCUUAGUGCAAUUCCUCUAUUUAAAGUUUGGUUAAUUUUUAAUUCUUUUGGUUAUUUGGUUUUCCUUCUAUUCAUUUGAAGAUUUGUUAUUUAUCUGUUGUUGUUUUGUUCAUUUGCUUUUCUAUUUUGAUAAGGAUAUAGACUGUAUAUAUUGACUACCUGCAUCUGGUUACUAUCAAGUAAAUUGGAUGUUAUCUGGUCAAUAAAGGAGUAAUCUCAAA
Messenger RNA from Rattus norvegicus (Norway rat), 3030 nucleotides. RefSeq lists its product as uncharacterized. NCBI's taxonomy places the organism in Eukaryota, Metazoa, Chordata, Mammalia, Rodentia, Muridae. The record is from RefSeq and is a predicted model, not a curated record.